CCGUUGGUUGCUUUUCAUUAAUACCCGCACUGAGGCGAGUCGCGUAUCACUUCCGUUUCAUUAGGUCAGCAUCAACUUCGAAGGGCGCGAAUCCGACGUGUCGGUCAUCGGAAAGAUCCGGCAGAGUAUUGAACACACACCUGACCCAGCUUCGUUGCGACUUGCUAAAUCGUAUGGCUGGUCGGAUAGAAAGGGCUAAGAAGUACCACAUUCAGCUUAGCACAUCGUUCCAAACUGCCUACGACAACAUGCUCAACGGAUCAUCCUUGCGCAGAUUCGUGACUUAUCAGCCGGUGGAUGGAGGACUGGGAAAUUUCAUGUUCCAGUCUGCCAUGCUUGUCGGCUGUGCUCGAAAGAAUGACCGGAUUCCAGUACGCAUUACCCACGACUCUAGGUUGGACCUUUUUGAAGGGAUGGACAUCGGUUUCCUUAACCGGUCCGUCCUUUUCCCGAACAAUUCACGUAAAGCGCAGACUCUUGAUCAAGCUGCAGCAUUAUCUGGUUACGGCCAAUCGUGGAAGUACUUCCAUGAUGCGUCUCAUGAGAUCCGCGCGCUGUUGACCUUCAAAGAAACUAUCCAACAGGAAGCUAUUAACGCCAUCCUGGACGGACUGAGCAACCUGAGCAGGCGUGGCGUGUUUCUUAACCGCAUACAGCCGGUACGUGUAGGGAUCCAUGUGCGGCGGGGCGACAUCGUCAGUGACGCCGCUCAGACCGCUCAUGGCCACGUGGCCGCUACGGAAGAGUAUCUGCUGCGCAUGGCGCUGCGCAUCCAGCGCCGUUACCUUGACACCGUCUUCGUUAUCAGCAACGACUUGGAUUACUGUCGGCGAUUAUUCCGCGAGCCCAACUUUGUCUUCGUCCACGGCAAUGCGGCCGAAGUGGACAUGGCUAUAAUGACCUUUAUGGAUGUGAUGGUGAUGAGUGUGGGCAGCUAUAGCUGGUGGUCGUCUUACCUUAGCGAUGCUCAAGAGGUUUUCUAUUUUAAGGACUGGCCAAAUGGCAGUGACUUUGCAGAAGGAGUUGCAGCAGAAGACUAUUUUUUCCCUGCAUGGCAUGGUGAUAAUUAG
Paramacrobiotus metropolitanus is the source of this 1070-nucleotide messenger RNA. Its product is annotated as galactoside alpha-(1,2)-fucosyltransferase 1-like. Gene Ontology annotation, molecular function: galactoside 2-alpha-L-fucosyltransferase activity. Gene Ontology annotation, cellular component: membrane. The record is from RefSeq and is a predicted model, not a curated record. Gene Ontology annotation, biological process: carbohydrate metabolic process. Lineage: Eukaryota; Metazoa; Tardigrada; Eutardigrada; Parachela; Macrobiotidae.